GGAAAAUUAUAAAAAAACAAAUGGGUUGACUUUAGUACAGUGAUUUGCCUCUAAUUGGGCAUGCCGAGGCACCAGUCAGUGUCGCAUUAGAGACGAUUGUGACCUGUAAUUGGACCUAUCAACAAACACAAUUCACUCGUCUUCCUAAGUUCGAAGCCGCCGGACGCAUAUAUAUAUAUCGUUAUCGAGCAUCGUGGAAGUGAUAUCGUUAUUCUCGUGGCUGGUGAAGUGAUCAUCGCAUCCUAACGGGAUUCCCUAUAUUGCGAGUGGAUUGUAUCGAAGCAAUCACAACAAGCGGGAGGAAGAAGGCCUGCACCGCGGGCGCUGUGUGCUGGUGAAUUUGUCGCCUCUCGUAAUCGACACCAUCAUCGUGCUGUGGUGCGAUACACCCAGCUGUACUGAACGAUUGACACGCGAUUCGAGUUGGAAACCAUUGGAUUCGCACUGGACGAUUUGCUCAUGCAAACGCCAUACGACCAUACGUGUUGGGAAUAGAAACAAGCUGUGAUGAUACUGGUGCAGCAAUAGUCAGUAGUGAUGGCAACGUUCUUGGUGACUACAUAUACUCUCAGCAGAACAGCCACUUGAAGUUUGGAGGAAUUAUACCUACUGUUGCAAUGGACUUUCAUCGAAAUUGUAUUGAAAAUGUAGUGAACCAGACAUUUAGACGUGCAAAUGUAAGCUUAUCUGAGAUAGAUGCCAUAGCAGUUACAAACAGACCAGGGUUAUCUUUAAGUUUACUAGUUGGAGUACGAUAUGCUAAGUACCUAUCGAAAAGAUAUAACAAACCAAUCAUUCCGAUACAUCAUAUGGAGGCCCACGCUCUAAUGGCAAGAAUGACGAACAAAAUUCCGCUGCCAUUCCUUUGCGUGCUUUUGAGCGGAGGCCACUCAUUAGUGACAUUUGUCAAGAAUCCCUCAGAAUUCUAUCUACUAGGUGAAACACUAGACGACGCUCCAGGAGAAGCGUUCGAUAAAAUAGCCCGAAGACUAAAACUUCGCAAUCUACCGCAGUAUGCUUAUGUUUCGGGAGGACAGGCAAUCGAAUUGGCUGCAACGUCUAGUCGAGAUCCAUCGAAAUAUGAAUUUCCAUUGCCACUUUCAAUGCAACGUGAUUGUCAGUUUAGCUUUGCUGGUCUCAAGAAUACAGGUGCUCGUCAUAUAUUGAAAGAAGAAAAGUUGUUGGAUCUGGCACCAGAUGCUGUUUUACCGGACUACGAGGAUUUCUGUGCUAGUUUUUUGAAUGCUACGUCAAAACAUAUUUUGCAAAGAACUCGGAGAGCAAUAGUAUUCUGUGAAAAAAUGUUUCUUAAAUCGAAUAAACUUCGAAGCAUAGUUGUGUCCGGUGGAGUGGCCAGAAAUGAUGUUCUGUUUAAUACAAUAUCUGGCAUGGCGAAACAAUAUGAUAUAGAAACAUUCCGUCCACAGAAGCAGCAUUGCACUGAUAAUGGCAUUAUGAUUGCUUGGAAUGGCGUGGAACUAUUAUUAACUAAUGAACAAAUACUGCAUUAUGACGAUAUUGAAGUGUUUAGCAGAGCUCCAUUUAAAAUCAAUCUCAUACAAAAUGUCAAAGAAGAAAGUAUACCGAAUAAAGCAUGAAACU
This is a messenger RNA of Toxorhynchites rutilus septentrionalis, 1602 nucleotides long. It is a transcript of the gene Tcs4, whose product is annotated as probable tRNA N6-adenosine threonylcarbamoyltransferase, mitochondrial. The coding region runs from base 618 to 1598 and encodes 326 amino acids. Gene Ontology annotation, cellular component: mitochondrion. Lineage: Eukaryota; Metazoa; Arthropoda; Insecta; Diptera; Culicidae. Gene Ontology annotation, biological process: tRNA threonylcarbamoyladenosine modification. The record is from RefSeq and is a predicted model, not a curated record. The transcript is spliced from 5 exons.